CUAAUUUUCUCAUCUCCGUUUUUGUGCUUUCACAUUCUUUUAUGCAUGUACAUUCUGUUGCGUAUACUCCAUAUUUAAAAAAAACCUCUUGAAAGAAUGAGGCUCUUUUUAUUGAUUACGAUACUGUGGAAUCAUGGUGGGACAGGCGUUGGCGUGAUGCAAUAUCCAUUUCGGGCAACCGGAUAUCCAAACAGAGAGAAAUGUUGUGUUCAUGCAGCCCAAUUUUCGUCAUCGUUAAGAACUAUUGAUCCCGAACAAAACAUAACUGACGCCGUGAUGCCACCUAAUUCUGUCAACGCUGAGUCUUCAUUUCCUCCUCUUUCGUCCGUGGUAUCGUUGGAAGAACAUUUUUGGACAUGCGACAAGCAGGGUAUGGAUAAACUGGUCUCAAAAAUCAAGCAAUCGUAUGAUACCUUGGACGAUAUACUGGCGCUAUAUAAUCAGAGAGCAUUAUUCGAGCGUGAAUAUGGACAAAACUUGUUGAAGCUGAACAAAAAGGCGACAGCAAGAGAUGAGCAAGGGCAAGAAGACAAUGGUGCAGCCAAUACUACUACUGCAUCAACGCAGGCGAUCCAAACCGUCUACCUAGAAAUCGUCAAGUCUGCGCAGUCGCACAUAGAUAUGGCCGGUAGGUUGGAGCAAGAAGUCGCCGGUCCGUUAAAGGAGUGGAUCACAACACACCGUGGCGAGCUGGAUAAGCUGGUGGAUGCUUUGGAUACCAUCUAUGACGAUAGACAGAAAAAAGUGAAGCAGCUUGUAUUGGUACGCGAACAGUAUCAAAUGCAGAGUGGAAGACAACCAUCAUCGAUUUCAAGCGACUAUCAGUCCGCCGUGGAUGCAGCUGACAAGGCUGUGAGAGAAUGGAACAUUGCCUGGAUAAAGGCUUGUCAGCAAAUGGAAGUUUUUGAACACGAGCGGAUGGAUAUUCUUACAAGCAACGUAUGGGAUUACGCCAACUUAUGCUCGGCACGGCUAUUGGUGCAAGAUGAAUGGAGCGAAAAAAUCCGUAGUCAGUUGGAGACCUGUACUAUCGAAGAAGAAUUGGUUCAUUGUAUCGAGAACCUUGGCACUAGUAUUGGUAGCUCCACAGCACCUACCACGUCUGACUAUGUAGAGUUUUUCGCCAAAAAGUUCAAGCAAGAAGCUGUGCACAAUAAACGACUGCCUCCACGACCACGGACUAUGAGUAGCACGGCUACGACAAUGGUGAAGCAACCGGCAGUAGCAUCCAUUAAUAAGCCCAACGAACAGCAAACUGCCAAGUGCAAUAGCAUGAUGGUUAAACGGAAACCCCUGGCUACAAGUGACAUGGGACUGGAUGCGCUGCUCAAGAAAUUCGAAUCUUCAAACACCUUGACAAAUAACAAUAACGGCACCAGUAUCGGUAGUAGUGGCAACAGUAAUAGUAGUGGUAGCAAUAGUAGUCGUUCCGGCCUUCAAAAGCGAUAUGAUGAUAGGCCAACUACUGAAAAGCACACUCAAAUCCAGCCUGCCCAGCAUCAUGAACGAGAGGAUCGAGCAAUACCACAGCCGUCAACCAGUACCACCACCAUGGAACACUCUGCUCAUCACCAACAGCAGCAGCAGCAAAUGAUUAAUCGAUCUGCUCACCCGAAACGAGAUGAUCGAGCGGUUGAUUCACUUCAAGCAACUAUGACUAAUGCGCGUUCUGUCCAUCAGUAUCAAAAGAAACAACGAGACGAACGACCCUUACCGCCACCGGUCGAUAGGUUCCAAACUGCUAGCACUAGCAAGAAACGAGACAACCGACCACCUCUUGAACCAAAUCAAACACAGGCACCAGCACCCUCAUCAUCAUCAUCAUCAUCAUCAUCAUCAUCGCAACAACCUCGUGGUAGUAUGGCAAACGACAACCAACAAGCAAUUAUUCCCAUGCAACAACAACAUCAGCAACAGCCACCGAAGUCACCUAGACCACAGCCACAGCAACUCCAAGACUCGCGGUCGCCUUCAAUGAAGCCAUCCACAUCUACUGCAACAACAGGAACGUUACCUAGCAAUGUUCACAACUCAAUGACACCGCCAAGGCAAAGCUCCAUAGCAACUGCUCCGUAUUCUCCCGUCAACAUGCAUCCACCCCACUCACCAGCCAUGGUUCCUGUUUCACAACCACCCUCAUCCUUUUCCCAGCCGCAUCCGUCGCCACAGUCGAAUAUGAUGGCACCACCUCAUUCGCCGAUGAUGAUGGCUGCUGGUGGUUCUGCUGCUCCUUCGCCUCUUCAUUCACCAGCCAUGACACAUCAACCACUGCCUCCUCCUCUAAACAUGAUGCACUCACCAGCAAUGCAACCAACCACUUUGGCGAUGACGACAGGUCCAAGCAUGAUGGCAGCCCCACAUUCACCGAUGAUGGCCCCUUCGUCCCCUGCCAUGAUGACGACACAUAUGCACUCACCUGCGCCACAUUAUACUUACCCGCAACCAGCGAGUCCGAUGGCCGCUCCACACUCACCCAACAUUCCGCCGUCAAAUGCUAAUGGGUCCUCACCAUGGCCUGCAUCAAGCCCGUACUACUACAACAACAACAAUAAUAAUAAUAAUAGCAAACCAACUAACUCUCCGUUGAUGAUGCCGACAGGAUCAUCCUUAGCGACAACUCCGCAAGCAGCGGCCCCUCAUGCAGAUGAUCACCAUCAACAACAACAGCUGCCAGAUGGCAGGCCAAUCAUGUUUUGGGUACGAGCCAAGUAUGACUAUCUUGCCAACGAGGAGACGGAGAUUUCUUUCAAACGCGGUAGUUUGUUUGCUGUUGUCGGAAUGUCCCAAGACGAAGGCUGGUGGAAUGCAGUACUGUGGGAUGAAACGUGGCAUUGCACUCGUGGACUAGGCUGUAUUCCCAGCAAUUACAUAGAAAUUAUGGCUUGAAUAAUACCAAUAAAUACUAUUAUUACAUAUUAUGAAAAGUUGGCA
Molecule: messenger RNA, 2931 nt
Organism: Zychaea mexicana
Lineage: Eukaryota; Fungi; Mucoromycota; Mucoromycetes; Mucorales; Lichtheimiaceae
Exons: 9
Coding region: 97-2886 (929 amino acids)
Biological process (GO): cytoskeleton organization
Cellular component (GO): cytoplasm; cytoplasmic side of plasma membrane; plasma membrane
Molecular function (GO): protein binding; phospholipid binding
Source: RefSeq, a predicted model, not a curated record